CCCCCCCCUCCUUCCUCCUCCCGAGCCGGGAAAAGGCUUUUCAUGAGAACAUCUGGAGCCGCUCCGCCCUCCCUUCAUCCUCAGGACUCUCACCCGCCCCGGGGAUUAAAUGGUGUGAGGUCGCCAUGGCAACCCAAGGAUGUGGAAACCGCCGCCAAGCGUAGACCGCACCGGCUGACAAUAGUCAGUUCAAGGCGCACACCCACCUCCACCGCAUACAAGGGAGGGAUCCCGGACAAGCCCCCCAACGUACGACAGGGAAGACCGCCGCCUCGCCCAGAGCCCCAGGAAACAGGAAUCCGGCUCCUGUGGCAUCAAUACUCCAUUCUCUAUUGGUCGGCCUGUAGGAGGUCCCCCGACUCCACACUGAGAACAUUGAAAGGAUAGACGAGUGUUGGAAGAUCCGCGAUUGGUGAUCGGUGAUUGCCGCCUCUCCUCAUCAUGCCACCAUGGGCGCCGUUCCCUCAUUGGCUGGCGCUGCUGUUGGUCACCUUGGUGCCCCGUUCCCCCGCCGAGAUCCUUCCCAGGAUUGUAUUCUCAUACGGUGAUCCGGCCAGAUCGGUGAGUUCCUUCAGCCGGCCCGGCGUCCAGAAUUACGACCAGCUCCUUCUGGUUGAGAACAAGGAAACGGUCUAUGUUGGCGCCAGAGAACACGUCUUGAAGCUCAGUAGCCGGGAGUCCGGGAAUCUCCAGUUCCUCCAAGAGGUUUCCUGGCCGUCCCCUGCAGACAAAAUCUCAAGCUGUCGGAACAAGGCCCGAAAAGAGGAUGAAUGCCAUAACUUCAUCCGCGUCCUGCAGCCCUUCAACGCCACGCACCUCUACAUCUGCGGGACCAACGCCUUCAACCCCACCUGCACCUACGUGAAUUUGGACACCUUCUCUUUGGCGACCAACCAAAACAACGAGACUCUGAGUCUGGAUGGACGAGGACAGUCGCCCUUCGAUCCUCAGCAUAGACACACCGAGAUCAUCGUGGAUGGUGAGCUGUACACGGGCACAAUGAAUAAUUUCAUAGGGAAUGAUCCCAUCAUCCUCCGGACGCUGGGAAGCCGAACUUCGCUAAAGACGGACACCUCUCUGGGAUGGCUGCACUCUGACACUUCCUUCGCCGGAUCCUUUUACAUUCCUUCUGAUGGAAAAGUCUACUUCUUCUUCGGUGAAACGGGCAAAGAGUUUGACUUCUUCGACAAGCUGACGGUUCCCCGCGUGGCCCGAGUCUGCAAGAACGACAUCGGAGGAGAUAAAGUCCUACAGAAGAAAUGGACCACCUUCCUGAAAGCACAGCUGGUCUGCUCCAACGCCAACAACUUCCCCUUCAACGUCAUGCAUCACGUAGCGCUACUGAACCCCGAGGACCCCCAACACAGCGUCUUCUAUGGGGUCUUCAGCUCACAGUGGCAGUCAGGCGGCUCCAACAGUUCCGCCAUCUGUGCCUUCAAGCUGGCGGACAUCGAGGUGGCUUUCAACGGCAACUACAAGGAGCAAAACAAAGAGAGUUCGAAGUGGACCAGAUACACCGGACCUGUGUCCAAUCCCCGGCCGGGCAGUUGCUCAUCGGAGAAAUUCUCUGACACAGACCUCAAUUUCAUGAAAGACCACUUCCUGAUGGACGACAAGGUGUUCCCAGUCGGCAAGCGCCCCCUGCUGAUCCAACAGAGUGUCAGCUACAGCCACAUUGCCAUAGAUUCUGUACCUGCACUAUCUGGAGACAAUUACACUGUGAUGUUCCUGGCCACAAGUGGGGGCGCGUUGCACAAGGUCGUUCUCAUCGGGGACGGCAAGGAGUCGCAUAUUAUCGAAGAACUGAGACUGCUGAAAGAGCCGAAGCCCAUCGAGACGCUUCUGAUGGUUCCAAACAAGAAGAUCCUGUACGUGGGCACGACGGGCAGCAUCCUCCAGGUGCCCGUAGCCAACUGCAGCACCUACAGGAGCUGCUUCGAGUGCGUCCUGGCCCGGGACCCGUACUGCGCCUGGAACAAGAACGCCAACCAGUGUCAGAGCCUCCCGACCAAUCCCAACGCCAACGAGUGGCUACAAGAUAUCGAGACGGGCAACCCCAACACCACGUGCUUGAGCCCCCCGCCAAAAGGCAGAGCGCCGCGCCCCGGACAGGACUUUGACAACCCGCCGCUGCGAGCUGUGAACUACACAAGGAAGUACAACAGCAUCCUGAAUCUUGAGUGCCCUCAGAUGUCCUCACUGGCCACCUACGACUGGAAGAUCCCUAGCCAAGCCGUAGGAAAGGAGAUUGUCCGCACGAAGGACACCCUGGUUAUCAUGGUGAGGUGGGACAUGUUGGGCUUAUACGAGUGCUGGGCCGAAGAGAAAGGUUUCAAGUACAAGGUGGCCCAGUACUGGGUCAAGGACCCCAAUGGGGCAGGCGAUGACUCUGAUAACGGCAUAUCCUUCAGCACAGAUGAGCCCGACUACUACAAACCGUUUGUGGCGGUGACGGUGCUGCUGGCCCUGACGCUGACCGCCUGCGUGUUCCUAGCCCUCUACAGCAGCCUGGACAAAAUCAAGGCCAACCGGAAGAUCCAGGGCUGCAGCACGCCGGAAACAGAGAAGCUGUCCGCCUCCAAACAGCCGGACAACACCCCGCUCAACGGCUUCUACAAGCACGCCAGGAACUUUGCCAAACCGUGCUGUGUGCCGAUCGGUGGGACCGACGGGAAAAUGGACUUGGACAACAACAGCGUGAACCUGAUGCCCAACGGUGGACCGUCAGGCGCGGCCUCUUCAGAUGUCUAAGGCGUUUGUGCUGACCGCUCUCGUCUUGGGAACAUGAUCAUCUAUGCCGGACUUCGGGCUACCUCAAGGACCCAAGAACGGUUUUUGCUCACUCCUCACAUUCCAUGGUGGCCCCCUUUCGGCAUUUCGAGAGUCUCUUGUGGCUCCUUGGGGUUUCGUGAAAAGCAUUGGAAGCUCUCUGACCUAAAAAAAGAGAGACUUCUAAAUUGCUAGAAGCAUCAGAGAGGACUUUGUAAAAAAAAAAAAAAAAGCCUCAACUGUCAACUUCCAGGAGGACCAAAGCCCUUUUGGUGGGGGGUGUCCUGGAAUUUCUCCUACAAUGUGAACACCGCUGUAAAUUUUAUAAAUAUCAAUCAAGGAACUGAAUGCAGCCUUCACUGCCGAACUUUCCAUAUCGAUACUCAAAGUACCGGUGUCUAAGGAUGUCCCCCAUGAGUCUACAACGUACCGACGCCUGGGAUUGGGUGCCGAACGUUCACCCCCCCAAAAAAAACAAUGCUGGGUGGAUUCAGCACCCAAAAGGCAUCCAUCGACUCAUGGGCUCACCUACCACCACCAUCAUUGUAAGGAGGUCUAGUUCUCACCGCCCAGGUAAUACAGCAGGAGAAGCGAGACUCUUGGCUUUGAAAAUACCUUGGUGGUGAAAAGCAAAGGAAAUCCAAUCAAAGGGGGGGGGGCUGGGUCCCCGAAACCAUAUCAGCCAAGGGGGGGUGUGACUGCAAUCAAUUGCUGUCUUGUUCUUGAAUGUGCAACUCUGGGAGGGUCAUCCCCCGUCCUUUCUAUGCAUCUGGAACAAGCGCCGGUGACCAGGAGCCCCUCCCCGAAAAUCACUGCCGGUUCCGGGUCAAGGACUCAAUAUAUAGUGAGCAGCGAUAAGGAGGGAGUGAGCCCCUCCCACAUUUCUAUCCCGUCCACCCAUGACAGAGAGUUUUGGGGCAGAUCCAGCCCUUUAAGUGGUGGGUGGGAGGGGGUAAAAAAAAGAGCUCCACCCCCCUCCUGCCUCUGAAGGACAUUUUACUAACCGCCAGCCCGCGUGACGGGUGUAAUCUGUGCAUGUGGUACACGUGAGACGAACGUGUAAAUGUGACCGCAUUGUGUGUGUGUGUGUCCACCAAUCACCCUCCAUGCAGCACGUCACAUGUGUACGCGUGUCCAAUCGUAUGCUGCCGUGAUAUCUUGUGGUGUGUGGACUAUGAAGGGUGGGGGAGGGGAGGUGGGGGUUGAAGAAGUUUGUCUCCUGUUGUCGCAGUACCGUAUCAGUAUUAUAGGGGGCGAUGUGUGCAUGAAGUUACUGCCAAGUCUGUACCUUUUUGUUUUUUAAUAUUUAUAAGUGAUUAAAUGACCCCGCCUCUGCCGGGGGUUCUGGUA
This is a messenger RNA of Rana temporaria (common frog), 4119 nucleotides long. RefSeq names its product semaphorin 4A (gene SEMA4A). Bases 442 to 2751 code for a protein of 769 amino acids. Gene Ontology annotation, molecular function: semaphorin receptor binding; chemorepellent activity. The transcript has 16 exons. The record is from RefSeq and is a predicted model, not a curated record. NCBI's taxonomy places the organism in Eukaryota, Metazoa, Chordata, Amphibia, Anura, Ranidae. Gene Ontology annotation, biological process: neural crest cell migration; semaphorin-plexin signaling pathway; axon guidance.